AUGGACGAGAAAGUGGAGACGGUUUGUCGAGCAAUUCAUAUUUUAUACAGCGGCGGGGCCGAAUCACAACAAGCACAAUUGUUUUUACAAGAAUUUCAAGAAUCGGUUGGUUUUUUUUUGUUGGAAAAAUUUCAAAAUACUAAUGAAAUCAUUUUAUUUCAGCAAGAAUCCUGGACAAUUUGUGAUCAGAUAAUUGGAAGACAUACAGAUUCGUUGGCUUGCUAUUUUGCUGCACAAACAUUGAGAACAAAGGUAACUAGAAAUGUUUUGGAUUAUUUUUAAUUAGGCUUAUUUCUUCUCUGUGCCUAUUCAAACGUUCUCAAUUUAUUUAUAUUUUCAGAUUCGCAAGAAGUUCAAGCAACUCCCAGUCGAAACAUAUGAGCAAUUGAGAAGUUCGCUUUUACAACAUUUAAAGUGAGUUGAUUUUAGUUUUUAUUACUUUCAAAAUUAAGAAAUAAUUUCAGUCGUCACGGAGCACAAGCACAUGAUCAACAAUCUGAAGCAACUUCAACUCAAUUGUGUUUAGCAAUUGCUGAUUUGUAUAUUCAAAAUCCAAUGUGGAAUAAUUGGAUUCUAGAAUUGUUGAAACAGUGAGUUUUUAAAUCUGUUGCUGAAAACAACAACUAAUUAAUACAAUUCAGGAGUCAAACAUUGGAAGGCGAUCGAACUGUGAUGACUUUGACACUUUUGCAGGUUUUUCCUGAAGAGCUUACAGAAGUAAGUUUUGAUGUCAUGUUCAGUAAUGUUAAUUUGAAACAAUAUUAUUUUUAGUUACAAGGUGUUGGAGAGAAUCGAAGAAAUGCGAUUAGAGAUGAACUUGCUGCUUGUGCAACUGCAAUUAUCGAAUUUUUAACACAUGUUUUGUCAAAAUAUCAUCAUGAUGUUGGAAUGUUGAAGAGAGUUUUGAAAUGUUUAGAAACGAAUUUGAUGAAUCAAUCGAUGAAAACAGAUGAAUUUGCACAAAGUAGUUUACUUGAAACAGUAUUUCAUAUUCUCACAUCUCCACAAGUUCCUUCAAGUCUCCAUGAAGCUGCGACAAAUGUAAUUGUGGCUGCAUUGGUUCGAGCGGAAGAUACAAUUGGCCAUCGUCCAUUGGCAAAAGUAUUACAAAAAGGUGUUAUUACUUUGGUUGAACCAUUCAAACAUGCUGAAAGUGUUGAAGAUUUCGAUAGAUUGCAAAAUUUCGCAAGAAUUUUUGUUGAAACUUGCGAAUCAUUUUAUAUGAAUCUUGUAAGUGCACCAACAACUAAUAUUGAACAAAUUGGAAAUCUGAUUUGUCUUGAAUUCCUUAUUCUAAUUGCAUCAAAUCAUGAUUAUUCAUUAAUUGAAAUGACUUUCAAUGUUUGGUAUCGAAUAACUGAAGAAUUAUUCAAAUAUGAUGAUGAUAUGCAUAUUUUGAGAUUCAAACCAUAUGCUUUCAAGUAAGUUUUUGCUUAUUCUAUUUUUUAUGAUCAAAUUCAAAUUUAUAAUCUUUAGAUUCAUAAUGGCUCUUUACGAACAUUCGAAACUUGAUCCUGAUGAUAUUAAUGAUGUGCCAGAUGAGAAAAGUGAAUUCGGCGAAUUUCGAUUAAAAGUUGUUGAAGCUGUUCGAGAUGUGGUUUUUGUUGUGAAUACAGAAAACUGUGUAAAUGCAAUGUAUGAAAAAUUACGAGAAUGUGCAAGUCGACCAGAUUCAUCUUGGGAACAAUCAGAAGCUGCAUUAUUCAUUAUGUCUUGUGUUGUUCAAAAUUUAAUAGCCGAUUCGGAUGGGAAAAUGCCCGAAGUUCUCGCAUCAAUUGUCUCAUUGCCACCAAAUUCACCGCCUGCUUUAAUUUGCACAAGUUUAGUAUUAAUUGGUGAUUCGAAUGAAUGGCUUCGAAGUCAUGCAAAUCUUUUGCCAGAUAUUAUGAGAUGGAUUAUGCAAUUUGCCGUUGAUCAAAGAUAUACAUUACACGUAUCAAACUGUGUCGAUAAAAUCGCAUCGCAAUGUUCAAACGAAUUGUUUUGGAUUUUACCACAUUUGUUUGAUUUGAUCACAGCAUUGGAACAAUCCACUCAAAAUGGUGUUAAAGUUGAAGAAGCAAUUAGUGGAAUAACAAGAGCUGCAUCAUUAAUUAUUAGUCGAUUGAAUGAUGUUGACGCAAGACACGGAAUGAUGAGAUUAUGUGAACCAAUUAUUCGAAAUUUGAAUAUGGUAAGUUUUUUGUUAGCUCCUACUGAAUAUAUUAUAUCUAAUUGUGAAUUUAUUCCAGUCAAUUGAAAUGGCAGCAGCAUCUCAACCUUCAACUUCAUCAUCUUCGAAUUUGCCACCUCAACCACCAGUUGAACAAAAUCAGAAUAACAAUAAUAAUAACAACAACAACAAUAAUAAUAAUGAACCGAUUCCGCCAGUUCAACCACUUCAAUCAUCAAAUUCUGAAGCAAAUAAGGAAAAUGUUUCAAGAGUUUAUGGCAAAAAUUCGAAUGAAUUAUGGUCUGUAAUUGCACAAUCACCAUUAUUAUGGAUUGAUAGAAUUGCAAGUGUAUUCAAAGAUGUUUGGAAACCUGUAAGAUUUUCUUCUUUUUUUUAAAGAUUUUGAUUAUUUUAUCAAUACGAUUAUUUCCAGAGAGAUAAAGAAGGUGAAUUUGUUCCAUGGAUUGAAUUAGCAGCUCAAUUGAUUGAAUCAUUAAUUCGAGCAACGCGACAAUUUGAAAAUAAUACAAGAAUCGUUGAACAUACAAUACGAUCAAUUCGUAUUUUAUUCAGAUCUCUUGGAAAACAAUCAAUAAAUUAUGUCGAACCAAUUGUCAAUCUAAUCAUUGAUAUAUAUCCAAAAUAUAAUCAUUCAUGUUGUCUUUAUAUGGCUGGAGUUAUUGUUGAUGAAUAUGGACAAAUGCCAAUUAUGCAGCCAGGUCUUUUGAAAAUGUUAAUCACAUUGGCAACAGUUACAUUCACAAUAUUGAAUCAACCAAAUGGAUGUAUAGAUAAUCCGGAUGUUGUCGAUGAUUUCUUCAGAUUGGCUCAACGAUUCGCCUCAAGGAUUCCUUCAUUAUUUUUUAUGAAUCCAGUUUCAAUUCCAUUAUUUGUUUGUGCAAUUGCUAAUUUAUCAUUGGAUCAUCGAGAAGCAAAUAAAAGUGCGAGUCGAUUCAUUAUUGAAGUUGUUGAACAAUUAAGAAAAGCCAAAGAAGCUAAAUAUACGGAUGCUGGAGUUGUUGCUGCACAAGAAUUAUUAUCGAGUCAUGGUGCACAUUUGAUGAUUUCAUCAUUGAAUUCAGCACUUUUCCAUGUUAGUGGAUCACUUAAAAGAGAUAUGGCUGAAAUUAUUGCGGUUAUUGGAAAAUUGGACAAAUUAUCACAAAAACAAUGGUUGAUUCAAGCUGUUCAACAACUUCCAAAUAAUCCAGUCAAAGCAACACCUGCACAAUUGAAUGAUUUCGUCGAAAAUGUUGUUAAAGAGUUAGUUUUUUGAGGGGGGUUUGAAUUUCUGAUUUAGGAAUCUUGAGCAAAAAUUUUCUUUUUCAACUCUCGCUCUGAUUUUUACUCAUAAAUUCGAAAAGUUAUUCUGAAAUUCUUUUUUAUUAUCGAAACCAUUUGAAAUAUACUAUUCAGUUUCAUACAACGUUUUAAUCAGAACCGAAAUCUAUUUCAAAAAAUUUUAAAAUUCCAACUGAAAACUCAGUUUGUUCUUAUUAGGUCGGAGAAAAAUUCGGCUAUUCAAAAAAUUCCUUUUUUUUUCUUUUUUUCUCAAAAAAAUAUUGGUUUUUUUCAGAAGAGAACCAUAUGCUGUAAAUGCAGUAAUUCGAGAUCUUAAUCAACUUUUUGAUUAA
Caenorhabditis angaria is the source of this 3786-nucleotide messenger RNA. The record is from the annotation of a GenBank genome assembly. NCBI's taxonomy places the organism in Eukaryota, Metazoa, Nematoda, Chromadorea, Rhabditida, Rhabditidae.